Molecule: messenger RNA, 540 nt
Organism: Huiozyma naganishii CBS 8797
Lineage: Eukaryota; Fungi; Ascomycota; Saccharomycetes; Saccharomycetales; Saccharomycetaceae
Gene: ADI1
Product: acireductone dioxygenase (Ni2+-requiring)
Exons: 1
Coding region: 1-540 (179 amino acids)
Molecular function (GO): acireductone dioxygenase [iron(II)-requiring] activity
Source: RefSeq, a predicted model, not a curated record
AUGGUUAGAAUCUAUAUACACGACGGGAGGGACGAGGAAGAUUUCAGGCUGCCACAUGAUUCCGGUACGCCGCUGACAGAGGGUGAUUUGGGGAAGCUCGGCGUGUUCUACAAGUUCUGUCCCACGAUGCCCGCGGUGGAUGAACUGGCUGCACAACGGCAGUACAAGAAUAGGGACUCCGUGGAGUUAUCGCCGGAAAGUUUCCACAACGACACAGAGAAGAUGAUGCAGCAGUUGAGGAUUUUCUACCAGGAACACCUCCACGACGACGAAGAGAUCAGGUACAUCGUCGGUGGGAGUGGAUACUUCGAUCUGAGACACCCAAAGAACGAACAGUGGAUUCGGUGCGAGGUACACGCGGGGGAUCUGCUAGUCAUCCCCGCUGGGAUAUACCACAGAUUUACAGUGACGACUGACAAUUAUAUCAAGGCGGUACGUCUCUUCAAAGAUGAACCACGUUGGGAAGCGCAUAACAAGUCUGCAGAGACGGAUAAAAGUGCAUCGAGGGUACAAUAUUUACAGACAAUCACCGGCAAGUGA